Messenger RNA from Menidia menidia (Atlantic silverside), 1308 nucleotides. The record is from the annotation of a GenBank genome assembly. Lineage: Eukaryota; Metazoa; Chordata; Actinopteri; Atheriniformes; Atherinopsidae.
ACUCCAUCACCGAACAUGACCGGGGAGAAUAAACCAUUAUGCGAUCACCAGUGCAGCCCGGAUGAUAGUGAUCCCCUGCACGGUUCGGACUCGGAGAGUCCCAGCUCUCCAGCUGGGGAUGCGCAGGGAAUUACGCGCAAGCCGGAGAGCUAUCCAGAAGACCAGCGUUUCCCCGCCUGCAUCCGUGACGCGGUGUCACAGGUGCUGAAAGGCUACGACUGGUCCCUGUUGCCCGUGCCGAGUCAGGGAGAACGAGGACCCAAGGGGAAACCGCACGUGAAACGCCCCAUGAACGCCUUCAUGGUCUGGGCUCAGGCGGCGCGAAAGAAGCUGGCGGACCAGUACCCUCAUCUGCACAAUGCUGAGCUCAGCAAGACGCUGGGCAAACUGUGGCGGCUUCUCUCCGAAACAGAGCGGCGUCCCUUCGUGGAGGAGGCCGAGCGGCUGAGGCUGCAGCACAAGAGAGACUAUCCGGACUACAAGUACCAGCCUCGGAGACGCAAGAGUGCCAAGCCGGGCCACGGGGAGUGCAGACCCAGGCUGGUCCAGCAGCAGGGCUUUUGCAAGACGGAACCUGGCGUUGCCAAUCUGCAUGACACAGGGGAGGCGCACCACCACUACCACCCCGACAGACCAGGUCACCCUCAUGGUCCCCCGACACCCCCUACUACUCCAAAAUUUGAUCUGCACAUGGGGAGCAAGCACGAGGGCCCCCAGCGUGUGGACGGCCGUCAGAACAUCGACUUCAGCAACGUGGACAUCUCAGAGCUCAGCACCGACGUCAUCGGCAACAUGGACGGCUUCGACGUCCACGAGCUGGACCAGUACCUCCCUCCCCCGAGCGGCCACGGAGACGCUCCCCCGACCCCGGCGGAAGGCGCGAAAACAACCUCCCCUUUCAGUCACGAGGCCCGGGAUGGGAGUCACAGACUUCAGAUUAAGACGGAGCAGAUGAGCCCCGGUCGCCGCGGCGCCUCCCCGCCCUCCUCCUCCUCCUCCUCCUCCUCCCCCCCUCCCUCCUCACACCAGCCCCAGUACACUUCCCUGGGCUCAGGCCCCCGCCCCUCCUCCUCCUCCUCCUCCUCAUCGUCUCCCACCAAUCAAUCAGACUAUGCUGACCUUCAGAGCUCCAGCUUUUACAGCGCCUUUUCCAGCUAUCCCGCCGGCCUGUAUCAAUACCCGUACUUUCACUCCUCCGGCAGGCCUACCGCCGCGCCACUUAUCAACAGCCUGGCCUUGGUGCCACCUUCACACAGUCCUCCCACUGGCUGGGACCAGCCUAUCUACACUACGCUCACCAGGCCUUGA